AUGGCGACUGACGAUUGCCCAUCGACAUCUACUGGUCGCCUGUUCGUCACCGACCGCACUUCAAAGACGCAGUUUUUAGUCGAUACUGGAAGCGACCUCUGCGUCUAUCCACGGUCGGCGCUGUGUGAUCGUCGUUCUAGGACUGGGUAUAAUCUGAGCGCUGCAAAUGGUUCUAAUAUUGCUACCUACGGCUAUUUAACUUUAGAUUUAGAUUUUGGCUUGCGCAGAUCUUUUGUAUGGCGUUUUGUAGUAGCUGAUGUUACCAAGCCAAUCAUUGGUGUAGAUUUUCUUAAUCAUUAUAAUCUGCUAGUAGAUUGUCCCAAUAAGCGCUUGAUUGACAUGUUAACUUUAAUAGCUGCCAUCGGCACCACAGCCAAUUGUAAAGACGUGUUUUCCGUUAAAGUCGUAACUGGCGAGUCCCGGUAUCACAAAAUUCUUGACGAAUUUCCCGAAAUCACUCGACCAGCUGGCAAACAAAACACUAACAUACCCCAUAACACAGUCCACCAUAUACGCACCACACCAGGUCCCCCAGUUUCCUUACCACCCCGUCGUUUAGCUCCUGACAAGCUGAAAAUCGCCCAGGAAGAGUUCCGGAUUAUGCUGGCUUGUGGUACAGCCAGGCCAUCGGAGAGCUCUUGGUCGUCACCCCUCCACCUGGCCCCGAAGAAGGGCAACGGAUGGCGGCCCUGCGGAGACUAUCGCAGCCUAAAUGCUCGCACCGUGCCUGACAGGUACCCGAUUAAGCACAUCCAUGAUUUUUCGUAUGAUAUAGCUGGUUGUAAAAUCUUUAGUACACUAGACUUGGAAAAAGCUUACAAUCAGAUACCUGUCAGUCCCGACGAUAUCGCGAAAACCGCCAUCACGACCCCCUUUGGGUUAUUCGAGUUCCCGUUUAUGACGUUUGGCCUACGCAAUGCGGGUCAAACGUUUCAACGGUUCGUCGACGAGCUUACCAGGGGCCUCGAUUUUGUAUACGCUUAUCUAGACGACUUCCUAAUAUAUUCUAGGAGCGAGGCAGAGCACGAGGAACAUCUGCGCGUAAUCUUUGCUAGGCUGAAGCAGUACGGCAUGCUGGUAAAUACCUCAAAGUGCGUCUUAGGAGCUCAAGAGGUAACAUUCCUAGGGUACCUGAUUUCAGCCACCGGAUGUAAACCCCUCGAGUCGAAGGUUCAGGCAGUCAUGGACUUCCCACCACCAACUAACAUCAAGCAGCUACGGGCCUUCUUGGGCAUGAUCAACUUUUAUAGGAGGUUUCUUCCUCGAGCAGCCGAGAUACAAGCCCCGCUGCACGCACUGCUGACAGGUUCGGUGAAGGGAUCGCAAGCAGUCAACCUUACUGGAGAUACGUUGAAAGCAUUUCAAGCCUGUAAGGAGAGCUUGUCGAAUGCAGCGAUGCUGGCGCACCCUGAUUGCACUGCAAAUCUAGCGGUGGUCACGGAUGCUUCCGACAAGGCUCUUGGUGCGGUACUACAACAAUUUAAAAAUGGCGCUUGGGAACCGCUAGCCUUCUUUUCCAGAAAGCUCAGCCCCUCUCAGGCCAAAUACUCGCCCUACGACAGAGAGCUAUUGGCCAUAUACGAGGCGGUAAAAUAUUUCAGGCACAUGCUCGAGGCUCGUCACUUCACUGUGUACACUGACCACAAGCCAAUCAGUUUCGCCUUCCAUGAAAGGAAGAGUAACUGUUCGCCUAGGCAGUAUAGACACCUUGACUUCAUAUCUCAAUUCACGACAGACAUCCGCCACAUAAGUGGCAAAGACAACGUAGUCGCGGAUGCGUUGUCGCGAAUUGAGGAACUAGAAGCACCUGUAAGCCUCGAGACAAUAGCCCAACACCAAGCCUCCGACCCCGAACUUCAACAGCUCCUGAGCAGUGGUUCAUCACUGCAUCUGCAGAAACUUUAUGUUCCUGGAAGCCAAUCCCCUUUGUACUGCGACGUCGGUACACUGGCUACCAGGCCUUACGCUACUCCAGUACUGCCAGAAAGCGCCAUCUACCCUGUCCGCGACUGUGGCAAGGAGACUGUUGGCGCUGCCGCGCGCGCGCCGCACCAGCGACGCCACCCGCUUGCGCAUGAUGGCGUGGAAGCCGUCGGUGCGCGCCUCCGCAAACAUACCGCUAGCGCUGCAAUAACGCGGCAGCCCCAACAGCAUCCUAAAAGCAUUAGCAUAUUGCACGCGCAGGGCGCUGGCUAUCGGUAUUGCCUCACAGCAGUAGACCGGUUUACUCGCUGGCCAGAGGCAGUGCCGAUAGAAGAUAUCACGGCAGAAACCGUUGCAAAAGCGCUGCUGUCCUCCUGGAUUGCUCGGUUCGGCUGUCCUACAAGCAUUACAACUGACCGUGGCCGUCAAUUUGAAUCGGCCCUAUUUCAAUGCUUAGCUAGGAUGGCCGGAUUCGAGCAUAAAAGGACGACAGCAUACCAUGCUGCUUGCAACGGUAUGGUGGAACGGUUCCACCGUCAGCUGAAAGCGGCUAUCGUCUGUCAUGCAAAUGACAGAUGGACUGAGUCGUUGCCGUGGGUCCUGUUGGGAAUACGUACAUCCUUCAAAGAAGACCUGCAAGGAUCUUCGGCUGAACUGGUUUAUGGAGAGCCAUUGAGACUCCCCGGUGAGUUCUGGGAGCCGAGCGCUGGUACAACUUCGGAUAUAUCCGACUUUUCCGCCAGACUCAAAGGCUACAUGGAGAAGCUACGACCUGUUCCUGCUUCACGACAUUGUAAGCCCAAGGUAUUUGUACACAAGGAACUGGAAACCUGUAGUCAUGUCUUCCUUCGCGAUGAUACUAUUAGAGGUUCCCUCACUCCAGCUUACUCCGGCCCACAUAAAGUACUCGUCAGAGAAGACAAAAUUUUUAAAAUUCUUCUCAAUAACAAGGAAGUGACAGUGUCCAUUGACCGGCUCAAGCCAGCUUUUAUGCUUGACAAUGUCAAGGACACUACCGCUCCUGUGACAGAAACACCUCAGGGUAGGGUGCCAAAUGCAUUGGCGAUGUCUAAGGACACCGCCACAACCCCCUCCUUUGUACCCGCCGCGUAA
This is a messenger RNA of Cydia pomonella (codling moth), 3036 nucleotides long. RefSeq lists its product as uncharacterized. The transcript has 4 exons. Lineage: Eukaryota; Metazoa; Arthropoda; Insecta; Lepidoptera; Tortricidae. The record is from RefSeq and is a predicted model, not a curated record. Gene Ontology annotation, molecular function: nucleic acid binding. Gene Ontology annotation, biological process: DNA integration. Bases 1 to 3036 code for a protein of 1011 amino acids.